AGGCGGCGAGCAGGAGGGAGACGCGCCCGGCUCGGCGAUCAGCGGAGAUGCCAAUUGGCUCGGGAAUGCUACUUCUCUUGCUCUUUUGCUGCUGGGGCUCGGCGAGGGCACAAAAUGGGGAUCUUACAGUCAGACCCACUUGCAAGCCAGGCUUCUCGGAAGACGAUUACACUGCACUGGUUUCCCAAAACAUCAUGGAAGGGCAGAAGUUACUCAAAGUGAAAUUGAGCGGCUGCUCGGAGAGCAAGGGAGUCCGGUACGAAACCGACAACGUGGACUUCAAGGUGAGGACCGAUGGAACUAUCUACACCACCACACAGGUGCAGAUCCCCUCGGAGCAGACCAUAUUUAUGGUGACAGCAUGGGACCACCAGGCCCAAAAGAGAUGGGAAACAAUGGUCAGGUUACUGGUGGGAGAGAAAACACAACACAAGGGACACAAGCAGAAAGGAAAGAAAAACGUGUCGGCAGAUCUCACACAGCAGCCUGGCGACACGCUGCUGCCCUGGCGCCAUCACCAGAAUCCGCAUGGGCUCCGGCGGCAGAAACGUGACUGGGUUAUCCCACCCAUCAAUGUGCCAGAAAAUUCGAGAGGACCCUUCCCACAGCAGCUGGUUAGGAUUCGUUCGGAUAAGGACAGUGAGAUCCAUAUAAGAUAUAGCAUCACAGGAGUUGGAGCCGACCAGCCACCUAUGGAAGUCUUCAACAUCGACCCUGUGUCAGGAAGAAUGUACGUGACCCGUCCAAUGGACAGAGAAGAAAGGGCAUCGUAUCACCUUAGAGCACAUGCAGUAGAUAUGAAUGGAAACAAAGUGGAGAACCCAAUUGACCUCUACAUCUAUGUCAUUGACAUGAAUGACAACAGGCCAGAGUUCAUAAACCAAGUCUAUAAUGGAUCAGUUGACGAAGGAUCUAAACCAGGAACCUAUGUGAUGACCGUGACAGCAAACGACGCAGACGACAGCACUACAGCCAACGGGAUGGUGAGGUACCGGAUUGUGACUCAAACCCCACAGAGCCCGUCGCAGAACAUGUUUACCAUUAACAGCGAGACCGGAGACAUCGUUACGGUGGCUGCUGGACUUGACAGAGAGAAAGUUCAGCAGUACACUGUCAUCGUUCAGGCCACAGAUAUGGAAGGAAAUCUUAACUACGGUCUCUCAAACACAGCGACGGCAAUCAUUAUGGUGACAGAUGUGAAUGACAACCCACCCGAAUUCACUGCCAGCACCUAUUCUGGUGAGGUCCCAGAAAACCGAGUGGAAGUCGUGGUUGCUAAUUUGACGGUGAUGGACAGAGAUCAGCCUCACUCGCCCAACUGGAAUGCUGUUUAUCGGAUCAUCAGUGGAGACCCUUCCGGUCAUUUCACCAUCAGGACCGACCCCAUUACCAAUGAAGGCUUGGUAACAGUUGUGAGGGAAGUUGACUAUGAGUUGAACAGAGCUUUUAUGCUGACGGUGAUGGUCUCCAACCAAGCUCCCCUAGCGAGUGGCAUCCAGAUGUCCUUCCUGUCGACAGCCGGAGUCACCAUUUCAGUCACUGAUGUCAAUGAGCCACCCUAUUUCCCAACAAACCACAAGCUCAUCAGGCUGGAGGAGGGAGUUCCUACAGGGACGGCAUUGAUAACCUUUUCCGCCGUGGAUCCCGACCGCUUCAUGCAGCAGGCUAUAAGAUACUCCAAGCUGUCAGAUCCUGCAAACUGGCUGAACAUUAAUGCCACAAAUGGUCAGAUCACUACCGCCGCCGUCCUUGAUCGUGAGUCAGCCUAUAUUAAGAACAAUGUCUAUGAGGCCACGUUCCUGGCAGCUGACAACGGUAUCCCACCAGCCAGUGGCACCGGCACGCUCCAGAUCUAUCUAAUUGACAUCAACGAUAACGCUCCUGAGCUGCAGCCAAAGGAGGCGCAGAUCUGUGAGAAGCCAAACCUGAAUGUCAUCAACAUCACAGCCGCCGAUGCUGACAUCGAUCCAAACGUCGGGCCCUUUGUCUUCGAGCUGCCAAGCGUGCCAUCUGCCAUCAGGAAGAACUGGACCAUUACGCGGCUAAAUGGUGACUACGCCCAACUCAGUUUACGAAUAAUGUACUUGGAAGCCGGGGUUUAUGACGUCCCGAUCAUCGUGACCGAUUCCGGAAACCCUCCUCUGUUUAACAUGUCCGUCAUUAAGGUCAAGGUGUGUCCGUGUGAUGAAAAUGGAGACUGUACCACCAUAGGAGCAGUCGCCGCAGCCGGGCUGGGAACUGGAGCCAUCAUUGCCAUCUUGAUAUGUAUCAUCAUUUUGUUGACCAUGGUUUUGGUUUUUGUGGUGUGGAUGAAGCGCAGGGAAAAGGAGCGGCACACAAAACAGCUCCUCAUUGAUCCCGAGGAUGAUGUUCGAGAUAACAUUUUGAAGUAUGAUGAGGAAGGAGGUGGAGAAGAAGACCAGGAUUAUGAUUUAAGCCAACUUCAGCAGCCAGAGAGCAUGGAUCAUGUUUUGAACAAGGCAAAUGGAGUCAGACGAGUAGACGAGAGACCUGUUGGUGCUGAGCCCCAGUAUCCCAUAAGACCUGUAAUCCCCCAUCCUGGGGACAUUGGGGACUUUAUUAAUGAGGGCUUGAGAGCAGCAGACAAUGACCCCACCGCUCCGCCAUAUGACUCCCUCCUUGUCUUUGACUACGAGGGCAGCGGCUCAACAGCGGGCUCUGUCAGCUCGCUUAACUCCUCAAGCUCCGGAGACCAAGAUUAUGACUACCUUAAUGACUGGGGGCCAAGGUUCAAGAAACUGGCGGACAUGUACGGGGGCGGCGAGGAUGACUAAAUUGACCUCACUUCAUUGUUUUGCAAAAUGAGGAAAGCUAUAGCAUUAGAAGA
Molecule: messenger RNA, 2848 nt
Organism: Elgaria multicarinata webbii
Lineage: Eukaryota; Metazoa; Chordata; Lepidosauria; Squamata; Anguidae
Gene: CDH4
Product: cadherin 4
Exons: 16
Coding region: 48-2795 (915 amino acids)
Biological process (GO): cell morphogenesis; cell-cell junction assembly; multicellular organism development
Cellular component (GO): catenin complex; plasma membrane; adherens junction
Molecular function (GO): cadherin binding; calcium ion binding
Source: RefSeq, a predicted model, not a curated record